Messenger RNA from Camelina sativa (false flax), 471 nucleotides. Lineage: Eukaryota; Viridiplantae; Streptophyta; Magnoliopsida; Brassicales; Brassicaceae. The record is from RefSeq and is a predicted model, not a curated record.
AUGGACAGCCCGCCCGUUUUGACAGCUCUAAUACUCACCUCUCAAGAUUUCACCAAGUUGCUCUUAACAAGAUCCUUGACUUCUGAGCCACGUCUCUUAUUCGCCGUCAAAGACUCCAACGAAUGGCGCUUCUACACGUCGCCUCUGCUCCAGAACCGAGACGAGAACAACUCUCUUGUAGUAUCAGCCGAUUUUCAUAUGCAAUUACGUGGAAAUAUUGGAAAAGAGAUUUGUGUUCCGGUCUCUGGCUUGCUCUAUUCCCCUAAUAUGCAGAGAAGUAAAGCGCCGGCUAUAUGUAACCCUAGCAUGGGACAGUACGUGAGAUUACCUCAACUGAACUGGAAAGGGGAUUCAAGAAGCUUAUUAGGGUAUGAUCCUAUUGGCAAACGAUACAAAGCACUAACCCUAAGGAACUCACUCAAUGGAGCAUCUAAUGAAACUACAAGAAAAUUGGGUUUUAAUAGCAUCUGA